AUGGCCACCGUUGCAAAGAUUCCAGUCAUCGAUAUCUCCGAUGACUCCCAAGACCAAGCCCAAGUGGCCAAGGAGCUGGUCGAGGCCGCUAUCGAACAUGGCUUCAUCUACAUAAAGAACACAGGCAAAGAUAUCCCCGCGGAGGAUGUCGAUGGUGCUUUCGAAUUGGCCAAGAAGCUGUUCAAGGAGACGCCCGUUGAGGAGAAGCAAGCAUGCACUAUUCAGAAGAAUAAUCGUGGUUGGUCAGCCAUGCACUACGAAACCCUCGACCCCAAGAACCAGCGUGUCGGCGACUUCAAAGAAGCCUUCAACUUCGGCGAACCCUCCCCCCAAGGCCUCCUCCAACAACCAAUCCCACCCACCAUCUCCUCCUCAUCCGCCUUCAUCACCGACUUCCACACCUCAUGCUACCGUCUCUCCCUCCGCCUCAACACCCUUUUGGGGAUAGGCCUCUCCGUCACUCCUCCCUCAUUCUUCACCUCCGCGCACUUACGCGAGAACGGUGCUUCGGGAACCAUCCUCCGAUUACUUUACUACCCUGCCCAGUCCUCUAUCACUUCAGAAGAAGGAGAAGAAAAGAGCGAUGGGGACGUCAGGGCAGGUGCACACUCUGAUUACGGCAGCCUUACUCUCUUGUUCCGACUGAAAGGCCAAGCAGGGUUGGAGAUUCAAACGAGAGAAGGGGAAUGGGUUCCCGUCCCGGUCUGCCCCCCGGGAACAGAGGAUGAUGCGCAGCCGCCUAUUUUGGUGAAUAUUGGGGAUUUGUUGAGUUAUUGGACUAAUGGCUUGUUGAGGAGUACGGUGCAUCGGGUUGUGUUUCCUGGUGCGGGGGCUGGUGCUUCAGAGGGAAGUAAUGGGAUGGUGGAGGGGGAAAGUGGCGAAGGGGAAAGGUAUAGUAUUGCGUUCUUUUGUCAUCCGGUGGGGACGAGCAAGUUGGAGCCGGUGCCUAGUGAGAGGGUUAGGAAGUUUGGGGAGGAAAAUGGACAGGUGAAGAAGAAUGGGGAGAGGAAGAUGUUGACUGCUGAUGAACAUUUGAUGUCGAGACUGCAGGCGAGCUAUCUGAAGUUGUAUGAGGAUGAGAAGAAGGAGUAA
Messenger RNA from Sordaria macrospora k-hell, 1092 nucleotides. RefSeq lists its product as uncharacterized. Gene Ontology annotation, molecular function: 2-oxoglutarate-dependent dioxygenase activity. The record is from RefSeq and is a predicted model, not a curated record. Lineage: Eukaryota; Fungi; Ascomycota; Sordariomycetes; Sordariales; Sordariaceae.